Molecule: messenger RNA, 1508 nt
Organism: Labeo rohita (rohu)
Lineage: Eukaryota; Metazoa; Chordata; Actinopteri; Cypriniformes; Cyprinidae
Gene: grinab
Product: glutamate receptor, ionotropic, N-methyl D-aspartate-associated protein 1b (glutamate binding)
Exons: 7
Coding region: 180-1220 (346 amino acids)
Biological process (GO): negative regulation of apoptotic signaling pathway
Cellular component (GO): endoplasmic reticulum; Golgi apparatus; membrane
Source: RefSeq, a predicted model, not a curated record
GCGGCGCGCGGAACUGGGCUGUUCUUACGGGAAGCGCGUUCACGAGAGGAGCUGAAGAGUGUUUACAAAGACAACAGAUUAUUGUUUCACAUCCACAAAUUGAAGUUUAAAAAGUGAGUCGAGCGCUUAAUCUUCAGUUGUUACACUACAGUCCGCAUCGACAGAACUGAGAUCCAGUCAUGGCACAAAACAAAAGCGGCUACACUCGUUUUGAAAACCCUCCUCCUGUCUCCGGUGUGGAUCAGCCGGCGCCGCCGGGUUUCAUGAUGCCUCCGUCUUAUGACGCCAGUGUUCCUUACGGCGGUCCGGAGGCCGGCGUUCCCGUCGUCAUACCCGUCGGACCGGCGUAUCCUCCACCCGCCGCUUUCGGGAAUCCCAUGUACGGCCAGGAAGGCUCUGGAUGUCCACCGUACCCGUAUCCUCCAGCGGCUCCGUAUGUGGCAGGGACAUACAGCAGCGGACCGUACGAACAACCGCAUCCAUACGCAGUGGCGAUGAGUGAGCCGGGACAGGAUCCUCCUCCAGACUAUGACACCGAACAGUUCAUCAGCUCUGGGCUCGAUAAUCAAGCCGUCAGAAGACUCUUCAUCCGCAAGGUUUUUGCGGUUCUGAGUCUUCAGCUGGCUGUGACCUGCGGCUUUGUGGCCGUCUUCACUUUCGAGCCUCACGUUAAACUAUUCGUGACGCAGAACGUCUGGACCUACUGGGUGGGCUACGUAGUGUUUCUAGUGCCCUACCUAGUGAUCUUGUGCUGCGGAGAGUUUCGCAGGAAGCAUCCGUGGAACCUCGUUUCAUUGAGCAUCCUGACGCUGGCGAUGUCCUACAUGGUGGGUGUGAUUUCCAGCUUCUACGACACCGAUAUCGUGAUGAUGGCCAUCGGCAUUACAGUGCUGGUCUGCUUUACGGUGAUCGUCUUCUCUCUGCAGACCAAGUAUGACUUCACUUCCUGUUACGGCGUGCUGUUCGUGUGUUUCAUCGUCCUGUUGUUCUUUGGGUUCCUUUGCAUCUUCAUGUACAACAGGAUUUUGGAUCUCAUCUACUCGACGUUUGGCGCGCUGCUCUUCACCUGCUUCUUGGCCGUGGACACGCAGCUGCUUCUCGGGAACAAGAAUCUUUCCCUAAAUCCCGAGGAAUACGUGUUUGCCGCUCUCAACCUGUAUCUGGACAUCAUUCACAUCUUCUUAUACAUUCUGCGCAUCUUCGGAAGAAGCCGUGGCUGAAAGUCCAGCGCUGGAGAAACAAACACGGGAACACAAGAGCACUUCCAGACGAAGCGUGUCAUUUACUUCUGUGUUACGACGCCGUCUCGUUUCCUCUUUUAUAUGCAGAGACAAUGAAAGCGUUUGUACUUCCUGUGAAACUCUAGUCUCUGCUCUUGUACUCAUUUGUAUUAAUACAAUCAAGAGCAAAUACACUGAUUUAUCUUAUACUAUGUUUAUGUUCUCCAUCCUUCGUUUUAUGCAUUCUGUUUUAGUUUUAAGAAGGGAAUAAAAACAUUUAUAUCAACA